Messenger RNA from Apodemus sylvaticus (European woodmouse), 2263 nucleotides. It is a transcript of the gene Pyroxd1, whose product is annotated as pyridine nucleotide-disulphide oxidoreductase domain 1. Bases 95 to 1591 code for a protein of 498 amino acids. The record is from RefSeq and is a predicted model, not a curated record. Gene Ontology annotation, molecular function: flavin adenine dinucleotide binding; oxidoreductase activity. The transcript is spliced from 12 exons. NCBI's taxonomy places the organism in Eukaryota, Metazoa, Chordata, Mammalia, Rodentia, Muridae.
GCGCCGGAAGUGGCUUUGCGGGCAGCGUUUCUUCCGGGUAGAAAAUCGCUUGGACUUUCACCAGGGUACAGCCAGCCGCCAGCCCCCGGGGACCAUGGAGGCCGCGCGACCGCCGGGGACGUUCGUGGUGGUAGGAGGCGGCAUCGCUGGCGUCACGUGUGCCGAGCAGCUGGCUAUUAGUUUCCCAGAGGAAGACAUUCUCCUGGUCACAGCCUCUCCUGUUAUCAAAGCAGUUACAAACUUCAAACAGGUUUCUAAAGUACUGGAAGAAUUUGAUGUUGAAGAACAGCCAAGUACCAUGCUGGAAAAUCGCUUUCCCAACAUUAAGGUCGUAGAAUCUGGAGUGACGCAGCUGAGGAGUGAGGAACAGUGCAUCCUCACAGAAGAUGGCCGUGAGUAUGUAUAUAAGAAACUCUGUCUGUGUGCUGGAGCUAAGCCAAAGCUAAUCUGCGAGGGGAAUCCAUAUGUACUAGGAAUCCGAGAUACAGACAGUGCUCAGGAAUUUCAGAAAAAGCUUACAAAAGCCAGGAGGAUAAUGAUUGUCGGGAAUGGCGGCAUUGCUCUGGAGCUGGCGUAUGAAAUCGAAGGCUGUGAAGUGAUUUGGGCCAUAAAGGAUAAAGCCAUCGGGAAUACAUUCUUUGACGCAGGUGCAGCAGAGUUUCUGACUUCCAAGCUCAUGUCUGAAAAAUCAGAGGCUAAAAUUGCACAUAAAAGAACUAUAUAUACAGUUGAAGAAGCAAAAAAGGAAACCAGAACCAAAUCUAAAGCCGAUUAUGUGGGCAGUGCCCUUGGACCAGACUGGCACGGAGACUUGGCUUUGAAAGGAACUGAAGAGUUUUCUCACAGUAUUCACAUUGAAGACAGAUGUGAAGUAAAGAAAAUCUACCUUCAAGAGGAGUUUAAGAUUAUGAGAAAAAAGUCCUUGGCUUUUCCAAAGGAUCACCAUAAGUCAGUUACAGUUGAUACAGAAAUGUGGCCUGUGUAUGUGGAACUGACCAAUGGAAAAAUAUAUGGCUGUGAUUUCCUCGUCAGCGCUACAGGAGUCAUCCCAAAUGUACAUCCUUUUCUUCAUGGAAACAAUUUUGAUCUCGAAGAAGAUGGCGGCCUGAGAGUGGAUGAGCAGAUGCGCACAUCUCUUCCUGAUAUCUAUGCUGCUGGAGACAUCUGUACUGCAUGCUGGCAGCCGAGUCCAGUCUGGCAGCAGAUGAGAUUGUGGACACAGGCACGGCAGAUGGGGUGCUAUGCAGCCAAGUGCAUGGCUGCAGCUACUAUGGGACAUCCUAUUGACAUGGAUUUCAGCUUUGAACUGUUUGCUCAUGUCACAAAGUUUUUUAACUAUAAGGUUGUGUUGCUGGGAAGAUACAACGCCCAAGGCCUGGGCUCAGAUCAUGAGUUAAUGCUGAGAUGCACCAGAGGACAAGAGUAUGUCAAAGUCGUCAUGCAGAACGGACGCAUGAUGGGAGCUGUCUUAAUUGGUGAAACUGACUUAGAGGAAACAUUUGAAAAUUUAAUUUUAAACCAAAUGGACCUUUCAUCAUACGGGGAGGAUCUCCUAGAUCCAAAUAUUGAUAUAGAGGAUUAUUUUGACUGAAAUUGGAAUCUCUUCAGGAAUACAAAGUACAAAAUAAGGAUAAAAGAAAGUACAUGGGAAAACAGCCACACAGUGAAUGGGCAGUAGAGAAGGCAGAAGCUAGAUUCGGGGUUGGAAAGAAAUAAACAAAAUUCUUAGGAUGAAUUCAUUUAAUGACUAAUUUGCAGAAGAACAUUCCUAAUACAGAGUUGACAAUAAACCUGACUCAUACAGGUGCACCAGUCAGGCUGGGGUCAGGAGGCUGGCUGUCUUGAUUUACUUAGAAUGUGCAGAACCUUCUUGCUGAUACACUCGGUAUUGAUGACUUAUUGUUUUUAUCUGAAUUAUAACAGCAGCUUUUCUCACCAGAAGUCGUCUACAUUGCUCAGCUUAAAAUGUCACCCACUCGGAAAGGUGAGCCCAUGUCAGCAUAGUACUGCUUUAAAGGAGAGUCACAUCAGAAGAUAACAGCUAGUUACAGCAAGGCAAACGGCUGACAAAAGUUAUGUGGACUUAAUGUGAAAUAUAUUACAUUUAGACAACUUUACAUAAAAGUUGUAUUUUUCAUUAUUGUAUAAGGUAAGCUCUGAAAAUACAGCUUUAUAUGUAUAAAACAAAGUUUUUUCAAAAAUUAUAGCUGAUUAUAAAAAUGACCCAGACAUAAACAUACAUAAACAGUGAGAUUUUACAUGA